AUGACUUCAAAACUGGGAUUUAUCCAAACCACUCACACCUCUGUUACUUUGAUUAAUAAGUUCAACUCUUCUUGCAGAUGCUCCCUGCUUGGGAAAGACCUGAACAGACAGUACCAGAAUCCCAAUGAAGAUGCCUUCCCUGAACUCUUCCAUAUGAAGUCCGUCGUGCGCUCGUUGUCCAAAUUAUGCAAGGAGGUGUUUGUCUGCGACCUACAUGGUCACAAUCGCCGGACUGGGGCAUUUCUGUAUGGUUGUGACUCCGGCUAUCAGAGGCGGGAUCCCAGGGCGCCACAUCCACGUAUGUUUUCAACGAGUCCGGAACAGUACCUUCUCGACCGUCUCCUGCCCUAUCUCAUCUCGAAACAGGUGGGUGUUGGCUUUGGAGACAAUUUCCUCCGCUUUCCCCUUCCUUCCUUUCUCCUCCUCUCUCAGCUCAGAAUAACGCUUGUGACCUCUUUCGUAAAGACUAAUGUUGAAGGAAUUUUAACUAACCAGAGAGGUCAUACCUGA
Dibothriocephalus latus is the source of this 510-nucleotide messenger RNA. NCBI's taxonomy places the organism in Eukaryota, Metazoa, Platyhelminthes, Cestoda, Diphyllobothriidea, Diphyllobothriidae. The record is from the annotation of a GenBank genome assembly.